CGCGCACUCGGCACGCGAGGCUCCUCUGUUUCGGGUCUGAUAAAACCGCGGGUUUGGAUCGUCGCGGAACGCGUGCACGUCGCGGAGAUGUCGCCCUUCGCGCUCGCGGCGCCCACGCUCGCGGGGUCGUAUCGCCAGCUCAGCUCGGUCGCGAAGCGUCGCUUUUUCGGGGCGCAUCGGAAUGUUCCCAGGAGGAGCCGAGCGGUGGCCCCGGACGUUAACAUCGGCGGCGAGGACUCAUCCAACGCCGUCGACCCCGCGAGCGCGUCCGAUGGCGACGGCUUCGUCCUCGACUCGAGCGGAUUCGCGGUUUCCCUCGGCGAGGACGGCUACGCGGACGCCGACGCGGCCAAGCUCGCCACGCGGGACGUCGUGUCGAGCCGAUACCCCUUCGUCGGCUCGGACGCGGGAGCCGGCGCGCCCUCGUCGUCCUCGGGCGCAUCGUUCGAGCCGCGGUUCGACCCGGGCCCGGCCGUCGCCACGUUCGCCGUCUUCAUCGCCUUCGCCGUCGUCAACCGCCGCGUCGCCAACGCGGUGGACAGGCGGCGCGACAGGGAACGCGCCGAGGAGGACCUGCGCCAGAUGCGGCUCAAGUCCCUGGACGGCAGCGCCGACUUCGACGAGGUCCAGGAAGCGUUCGACCGGCUGGAGCGCGCCAAGUACGAGGAGGCGGCGGCGAGGGAGAUGCUCUCAUCGCUGGGCAUCGACGCGAGGGUGCGGAUGCCGCAACCCCUCGGCAAGCCCAUCUCGCAGGUGGAGCGGGAGGAAGCCGACGUGGCGGAGAGGAUCGCGAAGAUCCGGGAGCGAAGGGAGCGAGACGCGUCUUCCGCCACGUCCGGGAAACGCGCGGACGACGCGGACGACGCAGACGGUGGGAUAUGGGACAGGCCGCUGCCGAAGAAGUCGUCGUCGUCGUCGUCGAACGAGUCGAGCGCCGCGAGCGGGCCGCCCGCGUGGAUGAACGUCACCGUGGGGGUGGUGCUGACCAUGCUGACGUGGAGCUUCGUCGGGGUGACGUUCAGCGAGGACCCGGCGUUGGGACCCGCGAUACCGCCCGAGGAGUUGCAACGGCAGAUGGAGAUGAGAUGAGAUCCUUGUUCCGCCGCGCUCGCCGCCGAACCGUUCCACUAAAGCACUAAAGUUACUAAAAGUUCACCCCGCC
Molecule: messenger RNA, 1162 nt
Organism: Micromonas commoda
Lineage: Eukaryota; Viridiplantae; Chlorophyta; Mamiellophyceae; Mamiellales; Mamiellaceae
Exons: 1
Coding region: 88-1089 (333 amino acids)
Source: RefSeq, a predicted model, not a curated record